GAAGCCAUGCCGACACAGACGCUCACAUCCACACCCAUGCUCUGAGUGGCCAGAGAGGACUGUGGGUAGGAGUGUUGUGUGGAAUAUCAACAGGGCUUGCUUCCGCCAUCAUACUAGACUCAUUCGUAGGCAUCCGAGAGGAACGAUUUGCAAUGAAGGGUGCCUUCCUUUUCCUGAUUUCCUUGGCUCUUGCCAUUGAGUCAGGACAGAGUCAAAACCACAGCCAAGUAAUGACAAGAGAAAAGAGGGAGUUGCUUUAUCGGACUAAAAGAAGAUGGGUCUUGUCAACUAUUGAAAUAGUAGAGGAAAGCGGUGGCACAUACCCAAGGGAGGCAACAAAGCUGUACAAUGACAAAAAAGUUAAUGACCGUCACUACUUCGCAAUCUCCGGGAUGGGCGUAGAUAAGGAGCCAAAAGGCGUGUUCAGCAUCGAGAAGAAAACAGGAGUUGUCAUUGUGCACAAGCCCAUUGAUAGAGAGAAGUAUCCAUUUUUUCAUAUCCGCUUUGAUGUGAAGGAUGAGAUAACCGGCGAAACAGUCGACAGGACUUUGGCAUUUGAUGUAGCAAUAAAAGAUAUUAACGACAACGCUCCACACUUUGAGCCUCCCAACAUCAAGGUCUCAGUCAGAGAGAAUACACCAGAAGGCGGCCUACCAGUUAAUCUACAAGCUUUUGAUAAUGAUGAGGCGGGCAAUGACAACUCCCGUGUGACAAUGACAAUAGUAAGUCAAGAACCAGGGUCUCCCAAGUUCGGUUUACAGCCCGUUCCGAACACAAAGAUGCAACAGCUGACCUUUAAAGGAUGCUUUGACUAUGACAAACAAAAACAGUAUAAAGUUGUUGUUGAGGGGAAGGAUCAUGGAACACCACCGCAGUCUUCAAGUACAACCAUCACUAUUGACAUCACAGAUGCUAACACCCACCCACCAGUUUUCACUGAAACAAAGUAUGCUACUUCAGUGAGAGAGAUGGAAGAGAAAGAGAUCCUGAGAAUGAAGGUGGCAGAUGGGGAUAAGCCAGACACACCAGCUUCUAACCCCGUUUUUAAGAUCCUCAAGGGAAACGAGGAGGGGAACUACAUGAUUGAAACAGACCCCAAAACAAAGGAAGGGGUCCUGAGAGUUGUUAAGGGCAAGGAUUUCGAAAGAACAAAAGUGGUCAACUUGGAGAUCGUCGUAGAAAACGAGGAGCCUCUCUUUGUAUGCAACGAUGGCGUUCCAGGCGAUCCGGCGACUGUCGCACCAAAGUCUGUGACUGUGGAUGUCGAGGUUAUAGACGUCAACGACCCCCCACUGUUUGAGAAACCAUUUGAACGGGUGUUUGAGAAGGAGGAAGUGCCUGCCGGGAGGACGCUAUAUAGACCUGCAGUCACUGAUGAGGACUCUGACGUGGACAAAAUAAGGUAUCAACUGAUAGAUGAUCCUGAAAAUUGGUUAUCCGUCGAUGAGGUGACGGGAGUUGUCACCACAGUGAAGCCGAUGGAUCGGGAAUCACCAAAUGUCCACAAGAGUGUCUACACAGUUCACGUGCUGGCCAUAGAUGAUGGGACACCCCAAGAAACGGGCACCAGCACUCUACACAUUGUGUUGGGCGACAUCAAUGACAAUCUGCCACACUUUGAAACCAAAAACCACAUCUUGUGCACUGAGAAGAAGUCUGUCACUGUCGAAGCCACAGACUUCGACGAGCCUCCGUACCAAGGACCCUUCUCUUUCGCUUUAGCUGGCGACGAUGUGGAAGAGCUGAAGCAGCUCUGGAAGCUGCAUCCUACCACAGGUUACAGCACCACAGUGACCAGCCUGAAGACAUUGGACAGAGGCAACUACACCAUUCAGGUGCUGCUCCAAGACCAGCAGGGCAAAUAUGGGACGGACGAGCUGAACGUGUUCGUGUGUGACUGUGGAGAUGGGGACGAGUGCCAGGGGCUCCGGCCCAUCACCACCCAGCUGGGGGGGCCUGCCAUCGGGGCCCUCAUCGCAGGGCUCCUGCUGUUGCUCCUGAUCCUGCUGCUGUGCUUUGCGUGCGAGUGUGUGAGAGACUUCAAGCACCUACCCUUAAACAUGGUGGACGAGGGACAUCAAACUCUCAUCAAGUACAACGAGGAAGGAGGCGGCACCGCAUGCAAGGCUGAGCCAACUCUGGUCCGCACCCCCACCACUAUCGUCACCACCAAAACUGUCACAGACGGGCUUCAGCAAGCUGCUGUACAGCUUCCUCAGGUGUCCUCCAACAGCUUCCAGAUGGAGACCCAAGACACCAUCACCACCAAAACCAUGAGGAGUCAGGCACAGGACAUGUACUCUAAUCAGUACUCCACCAACGGCAUGCAGCAGGCCUCCAUGGCCAACAACACGCUCAAGAGCAGUAGCCGAGGCAUGCAACAACAAGCGUGGGACUCAACAAUGCAGAGCAGCAUGAUGAGACAACAAUCGUGGAACUCACACACGCAGAGCAGCAUGCGAAAUGGAUACAGCAGAUCCAACAAUUUGGUAUCUGAGCGCUACAUUGCAGAUCACCUUGACAGGAAAGUCUACCAGAUUGGCGAUGAGGAGACGGAUCACCCGGAGUAUUCUCUGCAGGUGUACGAGUACGAAGGGAAUGGCAGCAGGUGUCAGUCACUGGAUCAACUCUCCUUUGACAACUACGAGGACGAAUUUGACAUGGACCUGGACCUAAGGAACCUAGGGCCAAACUUCAAGACCCUGGGUGGGAUAUGCCAAAGGCACAUGCAGGAGAAAAACAUACAGCUCUGAGAAAAACAGAUGUGACUUCUCUGAAUUUGUUUGUUAACUCGGGAAGAUCUAGGAGCCCGGGACGGAAAGGAACACCCAGGGAUUAACUGCAAUUUUUGAGCUUUGACUUCGUUUCACACUAACAUUUGAAUGUCUGUUUCAAACAAUAAGGACUAGAUGACUUGGACAUCAGAGGCACUGGAAUUUUGAACUCCUUUUGGAACUCCUUGGCUACUGAUAAGGAAUUACUAAACGCAACGUGUAUUUUUGGUGGAUUUUCUGCACUGGUGCUUAUACAGUAUAAAAGACUGAGGGAAAAGAGAUCGAAGAGGAGAUUCAGAGUGUACUGUACACUGGAGAAAAGAAAAUGACACCUUACUGUACAGAUGCUGUGGAGUUGUGAUUCUCACAAGCCAACUGGCCCGUAACCGCAGGCCUAACUUGUUCUCCGUCUAACUCCCACACCCGGCCUAAUGAGAGGAUUGUGUUUGUCAUCGUAGUGCUGAACAUGUCUUGAAAGUACAGCGUGCUGCACCCAAGACACACCUUCGCGUGGGAGGACAGGUCUCUGCAGGUGUGUCUUGUGUUGUUUUUUAAAGGUUUUUUCAUCUCCAUCUAAAAGAUUCUUCACACAUCAAAAAAAUGACCAAUAGUUUUCUUCUCUAUGACUGUUUGGCAGCUUUUGAUCAUGUUAAGAUUUAGGUUUAAAAGAUCAUGUUGACAAGUGACGAGAACCAGAAGGACUGCAUGAACAAAAAUGUUUAAUCCAGUCGCAAAAAAUGAGCAGUGGAUAAAUGAGUACAAUUCUGGAAGCUAUGCAAAUGUUUAGCACAAGGUAACACUGAGAGGUGUGGGAACAACAUUUACAAGCAUUCCUGCACCUCACUGAUGCCAACCUACAGCAGGCUAUACGACCAAUACGAAAUAUGAUAUAUAUAAGCCCACCCAUGCUGUGCAUCCAUAUAAAACCACAUAGCCUACUAGAUUGUUUAAGCCCAAGGUUUAUGCUACACAGGGCAAUUUUGCUGGACAACAUGAUGAUUUGUUCCAAUUUUUGCUCCAAGGAAUAAUUAGAAAAGAGGUCUGCUGUGUAUCCAAAUUCUCUUGAUGAAGGCCUAAGUGUUAUAGUGAUAAACAGUUCAAACAUCUUACAGCACCAUUGCCCAAGCACAUUGGCCAAAAUCCUGCCUAGUGUUUCAUCCCCAUAAGAGGACAUGGCCUUUGCCAUUGAUACUUCUAUUCAUUGCAAGGGGAAAGUGUCAACCUGAUGUCUACUAACACCUUUAUCUAUGGAGUUUGUGGGCCAUUCAUUAAUGUUUGAAACAGCCACGUGGUGUGAAGAUGACAAGGGUGUACAUUUCAUCUGAAACGCAGCUGUAGAAUAGGGGGGAAAGUUCCUAUAUCAAUGUUACAGGGGGGGUGGGGGGUGGGGGGGGUCAAGCGCUAUUCAGACAUACUGCUAUUCAGACAUACUGCUAUUCAGACAUAACGCUAUUCACACAUCCGACACGCCGUAGGGUUAGGGUCAGGGUCAGGGCCAGGGUUAGGAUUAGGGUAACUGCAUGCACUCUCCCUAAGAUGAUAAAACCUGAGCAACGUACUGUAGCAUUAACCACAGAUUUGGCAGAUUUCGGUGGGAAACACGCCAGAAUUCAGACAAUAGACAUCAAUGUCUGAGUAGCGGCAUGUCUGAAUAGCACCACGUAACUGAUGUACAGUAGUUCACUGUUUGCUGAGGCCAAGGUUGGCCUUCCUUUAUUCAUGAUUGGUGGGGGUUCACUUUGCUGUACACCACAUUCAAAUUCAAUCUGUAGUAGUAUAUGAUGUUUGCUCUGUAUGACGCUGAAUGUUUUGUUGGACCGCACUGCUUGCGUUGGUGAGAUAAGCUUUUAUUUUUUAAAUUGCUGUCAGAUAUGACUCCUGCACUGUUCAUUUACUAACAGCACAUAGUAUCUGUAAAUAUGGUGAAAUAGAUAAGCCACACGCACACACACUCUUCUAAGUUUGUACGAAAAUGGUUAACUGUUACUAACUUUGUCAAAGAAAAAUCUUCCCUUUUCAUAUACGGUAUAACAAUAAAAUGUUGACGUAAAGUUUUUACAAGGAUUUUUGAAGUCGUGAGGAAUUUGUACAUGUACUGCACAAGUG
Molecule: messenger RNA, 4880 nt
Organism: Engraulis encrasicolus (European anchovy)
Lineage: Eukaryota; Metazoa; Chordata; Actinopteri; Clupeiformes; Engraulidae
Gene: cdh26.1
Product: cadherin 26, tandem duplicate 1
Exons: 20
Coding region: 153-2753 (866 amino acids)
Biological process (GO): cell-cell adhesion mediated by cadherin; cell morphogenesis; adherens junction organization
Cellular component (GO): adherens junction; plasma membrane; catenin complex
Molecular function (GO): calcium ion binding; cadherin binding
Source: RefSeq, a predicted model, not a curated record